Biomphalaria glabrata is the source of this 2189-nucleotide messenger RNA. Its product is annotated as UDP-glucuronosyltransferase 1A9-like. Bases 130 to 1665 code for a protein of 511 amino acids. NCBI's taxonomy places the organism in Eukaryota, Metazoa, Mollusca, Gastropoda, Planorbidae. The transcript has 2 exons. The record is from RefSeq and is a predicted model, not a curated record. Gene Ontology annotation, molecular function: UDP-glycosyltransferase activity.
ACAGGUUGAGGACAUUUUUUUUUAAGGUUCAAAUUAAUACCAUUAGAAGUCAUAGUCUGCAGUGAACAUUCUCAGUCAUUUUUGUUACCAUUGUUUUCAGUUAUCGCCCGCUUUCCCACACAAUUCAAGAUGAGAUCCAGCUUAUCCUUCAUGAUCUGCUCAGUUGUUGCCCUUUUGGAGUUGCCGGACUUGUUCCUUGAAGCCAAGAAGAUCGUCAUGUUCCCAUCCCCUUGGAGGAGUUACGCCAUCUAUCACAGCAUCAUCGCUGCAGCCCUGACCGAGUUCGGCCACGACGUAUGGCUGUGCCUACCACGUCAGCAGAGCUUAGAGGGACUGGUCAGAAAUGAGCGCGUCCGCUUCAUCACCUACGAGUAUGAGAUCGAUCCUUUUUACAAAAAGCUGUUUGCUGAAGAAUUACUGAAAAAAGAUCACGAUAGCGUCUACGAGGUUUUUCUACCACAACACCGCCAUGAAAUAUUUCUUGGCCAGAUUUUAGAGGACACGCAAUUCAUCUCCAACGUCACAAGCUUAAAACCAGACCUCUUCGUCCUAGAAAUGGCCAAAUCAUCAACGAAUGUGGUCUUGAUUCCCUACAAAUAUGACAUCCCGUUUGCCUUUAUAAGCACUAUGCGGAACCCUGUAAAGACACGGACCCCGUUUAACCCAAUUUUAGAACCUUUGAUUCACCUGAGUUUCUCGGACAAGAUGACCUUUUUUCAACGUGUUAAGUUGACUUUAAUCUACUUGACCUUCUUUUUGUGUCCGUCUGCUACUUAUGAUAAAUUUGUCCGCCAGUUUGUGCCGGAAAAGCCUUUUCUGUCUAUCAAUGACAUCGUGCUGAAGGCGGAGAUAUUUCUCUUUGAAACUGACCACAUUCUGGACUAUCAUCGUCCAGCGUUGCCAAACACCAAAUUUAUCGGUAGCUCUUCCGCCAGACCCUCAAACUCCUUGACCGGUCAACUAAAAUUAUUCGCUGAUGAGUCUAGCCAUGGCUUUGCCGUGGUCAGUUUCGGUUCGGUUGAUAUAGAACUUGGUCAAAGAAUUACAGACAUUAUUAUCUCAGCGUUUGAGAAGAUUGCCCUCAAUGUCGUUUGGAAAACUAAUGCUACAAUUAUUCGCUCUAGAAAAAUACUCACCAGGCCUUGGCUGCCCCAGAAUGACCUUCUGGGCCAUCCUAACGCCAAAGUGUUUAUAUCUCAGUGUGGUAAGAAUGGCCAGUACGAGGCGCUGUAUCACGCUGUCCCCAUGUUGUGCCUGCCGUUACACUCGGACCAAUUUUAUAACACGGAAAGGAUUCUCGUCAAAGGAUUUGGUCUUGGGGCAGACCUUACAUCUGUUACCCCCGAGGAGCUGGCGAAUUUAAUAAACAAUGUAACGUACGAUCCUAGAUACAGAUCUACUAUCAAGAAAGCAUCAAAGCUAUUCAAAAAACUUUACAAAAACCCCAGCAAGGAAGCGGCCUUCUGGUUUGAUCACGUGAUGAAAUAUGGCGGAGAUUACAUGAGGUCAUUUGGUCAACAAAUGCCGCUCUACCAAUAUCUUUUAAUAGACGUCAUUGCAUUUUUAAUGGUUAGUUUUAUCGUCAUUAUCCUUGUAAUGUAUACAACAAUUAGGUUGAUCUAUUAUAUGUUUAAAAAUAAUGCUUGGAAACUGAAGUCAGAGUAACAACAGCUGAGCACUUUCAGAAUUUUGUAUUUUAACUUUUUUAUUUUUGUUAAUGUUGUUUCCUAAUUUGUUAAUACUGCCACUUUACUGUGCUUAGAGAUUUAGACUAUUAAACGCUUCAUCUAAACUGUUGCGCCGUUUAGACAACAUUAUUAGAAAAGCAUAAAAAAAACAACACACGCACAACUCUAUCAUAUUUAAAUGAACUUCUUGAACAAAAAUGUCUCAGAAAAAUAGGAAAAAUCUUUGAAGAAGACAGCAACCCGCUCCAUCAUAACUACGUCAAGUCGUCGCGAAGUGGGCGAGUUCUGUCAAUCAAGACUAGAACAGAGCGGUAUAAAAACUCGUUCGUUCCUUAUUCGGUCAGACUAUAUCAACGCCACUCGUUGAUCAGGAAACAUGAAAAGGAUCAAGAUGUCUGUGUGUAGUCGCUGAAUGAACUCUUUAUGUUGUGUCUGUUCUAUUUAUGUGUAUGUUUCUGUUGUGUUGUCUUUAUAUGAGAAAAGAGUCCUUGUAAUCACAAC